AAAGCACAGCCAGCUGGAAGCUUCAUGAAGCAGGGACAAAAAGGCAGCAUUGUGCAACUGGCAGCUAUCCUUUAGUCACCAGUUCUUGGUAUAGAGUGCUGUUGUUCCUUUCUGUUCUCCAUCGUGUCUAUGAGAGCCACGUGAUCCCAGAAGGGAAACAAAAGGCACAUAAAAAGGGUGCAGCCUCCACGCAGUAACUCAGUAACAGCCAGCUGCUCAGAACAUUCAACUAGAAGCCGCAAACAAAGGGAGAAGAGAUGGAUCCGUCUGCUAGCCAGCAAUACAAAAGUACCCAUGAAGACUUGUCUGAGGCCUUAAAAGAGGCAACAAAGGAAGUCCAUGUUCAGGCAGAAAACACAGAGUUCAUGAGGAACUUCCAGAAAGGACAAGUUUCCCUAGAGGAAUUCAAGCUGGUUAUGUCCUCGUUGUACUUCAUCUAUGAAGCUCUGGAGGAAGAGAUUAACAGAAAUAAGGAUAAUCCAGUAUUUUCUCCUGUUUAUUUCCCCCUGGAACUCCAUCGUAAGAAUGCGCUAGAAGUAGACCUUGAGUAUUUCUAUGGUCCACAAUGGAGGAAGAAAAUUAUUUGUCCUCAUUCAACAAAGAACUAUGUUGACAGACUUCAUCAUGUUGGCCAAAAGGAGCCAGAGCUGCUCGUGUCUCAUGCGUAUACCCGUUAUUUAGGAGACCUAUCAGGUGGACAGGUUCUUAAAAAAAUUGCUCAAAAGGCCUUGCAGCUUCCAGCCAGUGGUGAAGGUUUAGCAUUCUUUACCUUCGACAAUGUCACGAAUGCAACUAAAUUCAAACAACUCUACCGUUCCCGUAUGAACUCCAUUGAAACUGAUGCAUAUGCCAAGAAAAGGAUAUUGGAAGAGGCCAAAACAGCAUUCCUGCUUAAUAUCAAGCUGUUUGAAGAACUGCAGACCUUGUCACUAGCAACAUCUCAGAAUGGUAACACUAGGACUGAGGCAACAGAAUUACGAAGCAGAGGACCGAAGACAGAAAAUGGUAGACCUACAAAACAGAACAACAGUUCCUCAGAGGAGCAGCCCACAACAUUCCUUCGCUGGUUUCUUAUUGCUGGCUGUGCACUCAUCACUCUCAUGGGACUAUAUAUUUUCUAAGAAAAAGGCUCAUAUUAACAGUUAUUCACAAGGUUCAAGACUUUAAACACAUUUGCAACGUGAAGACACCAGUUUCAAGAUUAUAACCAUGAAUUGACUAACGAUAUUCAGGCAGAGGGUAGUUUAUAUGCCUUGGUACCUGACUCAUUAUAUAGGAUUCCUACAAUUAACUCAGGUGAUUUGGUCAUUUUAUGGGUACUUAAUCUCACAUCUAAUACAGAUCUCUGGUUUGUGUUAAGCAUUUAUUUAGCUUAUUUUUACUGUAAUAGGAAUGCAUGGUUCCUACUUAUAAGCACAAGAACAGGGCAUUUUUGAAUCAGUGUGGAAGUAAUACACAAGGUGCUUGUAAUACUUAGGGGGUUAUUUAUCAAAAUCCGAAUUUAUCUCAUAAUUUUCUGAAAUAUAAUCCGACCAAAUCCACACGGGUUACGUCCCCUUAUUUAGCAAAACAUUUUCCGGAAAAAUUCCAGUUCAGGAAAAAACUCUUGAAAAAUUCACAUCUCCGUGCAAUAUGUUGGCGCUCUAAAAAUACAUGUUAAAAAUAAUAAAAAUUGAUGUGAACACUUGUUUUAACAAAACUCACACCUAAAGUGUUAAAAUAAGAAAUAAUAUGGCUCUAUAUACAUGUAGACACGACUCUACAUAAAAUUUGGGCUAGAUUCAAACUUUACAAACAACCUGGAGCUGUGAAUUAAGAAAGGCUAUAAAUGUUUCUGUACAAAGUGUACACCUAUGUUACUAUGUAAUUAUUCCAGGUUUAGAGAACUGUUGUGGCCUGUAUUAUUAUUGUGCCUGCGAUCUAGCUUUCUUUUCUAAAAAAAAAACAAAGUUUGCUUUUUAAAUUCUAACCAAAAAAAAAUCACGUUUAUUUUGCCAAAAGGUUUGAAACUUUUAAAAAAACUGUGCUUAAACAUGAAUUUUUGAAUCCAGAUCAUGUUGUUCAGCCUUAAGAAAAAAGGAUUUUUUUACAUGUUCCAAAAGAAAAUGCUUAGGCUUAGUCUCUUAGUGGAAUGGCUGACAAUCUUUAGCCAGUCAUAUGGUUUUGUUUUGUGUUCCUGCAAUUAUUGCCUCCUUGCUGGAGCAGUGACUUACCAUGUUGCUCACUUAUGUCACAUUAUCAUGUGACAAAUACCAUUUAUCCUCCUCACUUCCGAAAGUUUUUCUUAACAACCUUAUGUCAGUCUUUUUAAUCAUAUUAAACGUGCUUAUUUGUACUUUGCUACAGAAAAAUAACAAUUUUAUCAUGUUUUAAAGUUGAAUCAAAAUGUAUAAUUUAUAUUUUUAUACUAACUGCACAAUAAAAUAGUUGCUGGUUAUAACAUG
Molecule: messenger RNA, 2444 nt
Organism: Xenopus laevis (African clawed frog)
Lineage: Eukaryota; Metazoa; Chordata; Amphibia; Anura; Pipidae
Gene: hmox1.L
Product: heme oxygenase 1 L homeolog
Exons: 6
Coding region: 258-1121 (287 amino acids)
Biological process (GO): heme catabolic process; response to oxidative stress; heme oxidation
Cellular component (GO): endoplasmic reticulum
Molecular function (GO): heme binding; heme oxygenase (decyclizing) activity
Source: RefSeq, a predicted model, not a curated record